Lepisosteus oculatus (spotted gar) is the source of this 1466-nucleotide messenger RNA. The record is from RefSeq and is a predicted model, not a curated record. NCBI's taxonomy places the organism in Eukaryota, Metazoa, Chordata, Actinopteri, Semionotiformes, Lepisosteidae.
UUUCAUGAUAUUUAGCGACCACAAACUUGUUGUUAUGAUGAAUAUUAAGUUUAAGGAAGCUGCAGUCUUAAAGAUUUUAAAUGCGUAUUGCAUUGCUUUCUGAUACAUAAAACUCCGCGUUCGUGUGUAAUGUGUGCGCGCUUUUGACCGCCUUCAGUCCUUACACCGCCCACUUUUACAUCCUCGGCAACGCGCACGCUAAUGCGCGAACGGGCACGGAGAGAGCUGCUGCAGCCGCCUGUGUGUGCAUUUUGGAGAUGCGAUCGUAAUAAAUAGCAUUGACUAAGGUAGAUACCGAAUACACUAAUACAGCCCACCGAGACCGAGAAAAAAAAAGGUUGCCCAGGAAAUAAAACAUGGCAGAGCAGCAGAGGCAGCGAUCCCUGUCCACAUCUGGGGAGACUCUCUAUCACGUCCUUGGCAUCGACAAAAAUGCCACACCAGACGACAUCAAGAAAUCUUACAGGAAACUUGCACUGAAGUAUCACCCUGACAAGAAUCCAGACAACCCAGAAGCUGCGGAAAAGUUUAAAGAGAUCAACAACGCCCAUGCGAUCCUGAACGACCCCACAAAGCGCAACAUCUACGACAAGUACGGCUCUCUGGGGCUGUACGUGGCAGAGCAGUUUGGGGAGGAGAAUGUCAAUACGUACUUCGUGCUGUCCAGCUGGUGGGCAAAGGCCCUGUUCGUGUUCUGCGGCCUGAUAACAGGCUGCUACUUCUGCUGCUGCCUUUGCUGCUGCUGUAACUGCUGCUGUGGGAAGUGUAAACCCAAACCUCCCGAGGGCGAGGAGCACGAGUUCUACGUCUCCCCGGAAGACCUGGAAGCACAGCUACAGUCUGACGAGAGAGAGGGAGAGGCCCCAAUUGUGAUGCAGCCAUCCUCAGCCACAGAAACCACUCAGCUGACAGCCGACAGCCACCCUAGCUACCACACCGACACAGGAUUUAACUAGAUCUCCCUGCCAGGGCCUGUAAAUUCAGAGUUUUAACAAGGAAACAAGGGGUCAGUUCAACACUGGAAAGAGAACGUCAAGGGAGAGAUGGGGAGAAUGAACUUUCACAGACAUGUUCUGCCAUGGCAGCAACAGACAUCAGAAUUCAUUACAAAUUAUUUUUUUGCCUCCGAUCUCCACUACUCACAAUCCUAUCCACCUCAUGUGAAGUUCUGUAGCAUGCACUAUUUAAUGCAGUUUAGGUAGGUUUUUCAUUUUAUGUCUUGUCCUAGACGUGUAUAUAUCUAUAAAUGUGGUUUAUUUGCACCACUGUCGAUUCACAAUUUCAUUCAACAGUGCUUUGGAAAAUGAAAGUUCUGCAUGUCAGCUAUUAUGCUUUGACAUGUCCAAAAAGUAAGUUGAGUAAGUUUUCAAUGCAUAAAAUGUGUCCUUAAAUUUUGGAAUCAAGAAAGCACAAGGCAGUUUGUGUGUUUCUUCUUGUUAGAAGAUGCUGAUGAUGGUUUGUUCUCU